AUGAAGUCGAAAUCAGCGAUUGAAGAAUUUCUGGAGUUGUGCGAGCAAGCGCAGCCUGUGAUUGGACAUUCAGUAAACGCACAUGGGAGCUUAGUGGUGGAGAGCGAUUCACUGGUAGAAUCUUCGAGCAAUUAUGCUCUCUGUUCGACUUCAACUAAUGAAUUUCUUGGGAAACCUUCGCAAGCUGAAAUAGAAGAUUCUGUCUCAUUGUUACGGCGCGAUGGAGAGGAUGUCACCCAUGGUUCUGAAUCUUAUCAAUCCCCUAUUGCUCAUUCAACCCCAAGUCCAUGUGACGAAAAUGCUGGGUUCUGGAUUGAUUGCGAUAAGAUUUCGGAGGAUCUGAGGCGAGAUACUGUCGCAAUCACAAAGAAGUAUUUCUUCAGAUAA
Molecule: messenger RNA, 387 nt
Organism: Cylicocyclus nassatus
Lineage: Eukaryota; Metazoa; Nematoda; Chromadorea; Rhabditida; Strongylidae
Source: the annotation of a GenBank genome assembly